Molecule: messenger RNA, 1537 nt
Organism: Syngnathus typhle (broad-nosed pipefish)
Lineage: Eukaryota; Metazoa; Chordata; Actinopteri; Syngnathiformes; Syngnathidae
Exons: 3
Coding region: 164-823 (219 amino acids)
Source: RefSeq, a predicted model, not a curated record
GUGUCAGUCAAACAGACGCUUGACACGUGUUGCAAGGCUGAACUUUUCCAUAUGUGUCAGUUGUGGGAGUUGAUGAUGAUGCCGGUGAUGAUGAAGGUAUGAGGAUGCUCGGUAAUAAAAAGACACGCGGCGCAAGUGAGAAGCAACAUAAAGGAGAUCCGCCAUGGCCUCUGCGCUGAAAAGACUGCUGCACUUUGCACUGUUGGUUACGUUGUUGGUGCCGGAAUGUCGCCCGGCGCCGCUGGCCGACAUCUCUUGCCAAGACGACUUCUCCACCCUCAUCAACAUCGUCAACACGCUCGGCGCCCAAGCUGCGCACCUGCUCGACGAAUACAUGGUUUUCCACGGCCUGAGCGGCGAGCCUCCCAAUGUCCCCGACUACGCUGUGAUGGGCUCCAACUUCUUCGAGCAACUUCAGGAUAUCUACGCCAAGAACGUGCUGUUCCAACUGCAUCUCGCCAAGGUGGAAAAGUACCAGAACGAAGACUGGGGCAACCCCAGGAACGUCGCCGAGCCGCUCGACCAGGUCAAGGGGAAUCUUAUGUUCUCAAGCGCCAUAUUGAUGAAAUUGGCCCGCCAAGUCCAGCCGGAGGUGGAGCUGGCGACAGAGGAGCCUCCACACGAGACCCAUGAUCACAGUUGGGCCAAGAAGUCCUAUGGUUGGAAAGUCAUUGCAGGCCUGAAAAACUGGGUGGCAGAUGUCAACAGGGUCCUGAAGGUGAUGCAGGCCCCGUGUAACAAUCGCAUCAAUGAGACAGAGCGAAGAACCGUCAGGGCCCCGAAAUCCAGACGGAGGAGGACCCGGGAUCGCUUCUCGUGCUGAUUAUCGCGCUAUGCUCCGCUUGUGGGAGAAAACCUGAUUGGGUCCAGAACUGACACUGACCACCUGGUGUGCCUGAAGGCUAAACUGUCAUUAGGAUGCAGAACUUUGACCAGGCUCUGGCUCCAAAAGGUAGCCAGACAAAAAAAAUGCACAAAAACGGUUAGCCGGUUCAAAACCUUCCUUUCGACCUUUCCCGGCCGGUGAUGUAGUAGGUGGCGCAGCUGCACGUCAAGAGUUUUGCUCAGGCCGUGGAGAAAAGUGGAAGCGAGUCUGCUGAUCCGGAUCCCUUCAUCCAGGAACUGUCCAAUUGCCUGGCCCAGCCAAAUGUUCUGAUGAAGCUGCGGAACAACAAAAUGAAGCCAGCAUCUGUCCUCUGAUGAGGUUGUAGGGAAAAAACUGAUUUGAUGGCAAUAAAUGUGAGAAUACGGAUCCAGAAGGUAGCCCGACGCCUUUGCACAUGUAGCUUUGCUACGAGAACCUAAUUUGCCCUCAACAAAUCUUCCUCGGUCCACGGCCCAAAGAGUUGUCGCAGGGUACUGCGGGUUGCAGAUCUCCGCCACAGCCUCGCAAGCGUAGUUGGAUCCGGUCCAGUCCGCAAAACCUUUUGCACUUUCCUCUGAUGAGGUCAAUCUUGUCACUGUGCAUUAUGAAGAUUAUUUAAUGUGUUGUUAUUGCUCUAUUUAUUGUUUUAAAUUAAAGCGCAGAGUUUCUAAA